This is a messenger RNA of Cetraspora pellucida, 606 nucleotides long. Lineage: Eukaryota; Fungi; Glomeromycota; Glomeromycetes; Diversisporales; Gigasporaceae. The record is from the annotation of a GenBank genome assembly.
AUGGCUCACGGACUCCUCAUAAAAGUCUUAAAUGUAUUAUCUUACCUUUUUCUUUUGACUGCAAAUGUUUAUUCUGUUUUCGAAGGCGACGGGAGUCAAUCACCUUAUCAUGAAUCCCACAAAACUUACAUCUCUCCAGCUCCUUUUGUUUUUGGUGUUUGGGGUCUUAUUCACUUUUUAUUAGGAGGCUUUGUUAUUUAUCAAUUCUUUGCUCCGGAUGAUGUCAUUGUUGAAGUUUUGAUCCAUGUUCCUUUCUCUUUAUAUCAUGCAUGGAUCGCCGUGAUUUUAGUACUUAGUGUUUUCGCUAUCAUCACUCCUGAAAAAACUGAUGAAGAUCCGAUCGUCCUUGUUAAAAUAGUUGUUGUGAUCGCAUUGCUUAUACUUAAAGGCUUAUCUGCUACUUACAUUGAAGCUGGUAAUGAUAUUACUGGUGCUAUCGUCAUUGCCUGGACCUUGUUCGGUAUUUUUGUCGAGCAAGAAGAUCCAGUUAUCCAUUGGUCUGCUCUCGUUCUUGCCAUCUUCUCAACAAUUCAUAUCAUCAAAGGUAUUGUUGACCUUUUCAACAGAAACAGAGGAAGCGGAGAAUACGCCCCAUUGAAUCCUUAA